This is a messenger RNA of Phytophthora infestans T30-4, 3126 nucleotides long. RefSeq lists its product as uncharacterized. The transcript is spliced from 8 exons. Lineage: Eukaryota; Oomycota; Peronosporomycetes; Peronosporales; Peronosporaceae. Gene Ontology annotation, molecular function: hydrolase activity. The record is from RefSeq and is a predicted model, not a curated record. Bases 1 to 3126 code for a protein of 1041 amino acids.
AUGGCGUGGCCCUUGGAGGCAGAGCCCACGAAGGCGGAGGACCAGCUGGUCUGGUUCGCGCUCUACCUGGUGAUCUACCUGGCGUUUUACUUUUUCACUAGCCCAUUUGUGGGCAACCGGGAGUUGCUUAACUCAUGGACGCCCUACGUCUACGUCUCUAUGGUGCUCUACGCAUGGCUCAUCUCCGCUGCUGCGCUGCACACGCCCGUGCAUGCGCUGGGGCUUUUAGACUCUACCAUCAAGCAACCGAUAUCACUGCUGUUUCCCUUUUUCUCGGCCACUUUCGUCUUCCUAAUCGUACUCGAGGUGCUCAUGGCGCUCUUCCUUUCGCGAAUUACCAAGAAGUUCGGCUUCGCCUGGACUGUGGCGCACGUCUCCUUGGCUCGUUCUUUCAUGAAUGUGUUGCGCAACAGCGCUGCUAUCAGCGUUGCCUGUGUGGCGGUUAUUGUGCACUGCGACGCUACAUACGAUUGUGCUGCGUCUGCGGAUGAACCAACGACGUAUAAUAGCCACGCCUGUGCCCAGAUUUUCUCUUUCGUCCAGUCCGACGACGUGGAAACUCUAGUCCCUGCCAGUUACGGUGGCGCGGUUUUAAUCUGGUGUAUGGGAAUGUUCCUUGCCAUUACGAACUUUUUCUUGGAGCGCUUUAGUGGAAUCCGCAUGAUCGCGUCCUUCGGGUGGUUCUCAAAUCGUGUUGAAGACGAGAUGGACGAGCUGUCCGAAGGAGAAAAUGGCCACGAACUGUUGCCACCGGAGCAGAACUUACCCAUGGUUCCUUGGUAUUCCAUGCUGUUGUUCGACACGGUGUUUGAUCUCCUCAUCUCUCUCAAGAUCUUUCUCGGUCGGUUCGAUAUGCGCACGAUGCAACGUGCCUUGCAUCCAAAAGACGAGGACUAUUGCUUUGAUCAUCUCGCUGAGAAAGACGAGGUGUGGCUUGACUUUAUGGCCGACUGUGGAGAUGGCUUCAACAGCAGCUACCAGAUUGCACGCUUACUCGCUCAACCACAAUUAGAAGUGGACUGCCAAGUGCCAGACGAUAAAUCGAGCGAUGGAGAUACACUCGACCAAGAACAGGCAAGUACAACGAAAACGAAGACUGUCAAACGAGUGUUCCCUCGAGGCGACGCUCUUGUGAUCGGCGGAGAUCUCGCGUAUCCGCACCCGGACGACAAAACGUAUGAAACGCGGUUGUUUCGGUGCUUUGAGUACGCCAUGAAGCCUCCAUCUUCUUACCAUCCGUCGGCCAUCUCAACACAGAAGAAAACUCCUGAUGGCUGCCCGUCACUGCGUGAAUACGAAGGCCCCAGCGUGUUUGCAAUCCCUGGAAACCACGAUUGGUUUGACGGUCUCAACACGUUCACACGAUACAUUUGCCAACGAGACUGGCUCGGUGGAUGGCUGAUUCCGCAGAAAACAAGCUACUUCAGUCUCAAACUUCCUCACGGCUGGUGGCUAUUUGGCGUGGAUUUAGCUCUGGAGAAUGAUGUGGACACAGAGCAGUUCGGCUUCUUCGAACGAGUUGUGAAGACACAAAUGGGACCAAAUGAUGCAGUAAUUGUGCUCACACACGAGCCGCGGUGGCUGCUGAAUGUCUACGAAGACAGGUCAAACGUCGACGUCAAGCUCUCGUAUCUGAUCGAGAACGUACUCAAGGGUCGAGUUGCUGUACGACUGGCAGGAGAUAUCCACAACUACAUGCGGUAUUCAUUGGUGGAGGAGAAACACACGCUCAAGCGUCCAGCUUCCAUGCAGUUUGAUGCGCCCCGACCGAAAAUGUCGACGACGAAUCUUCCUCGCCGUCACUCGUUUUCAUCUCCUGUUCACAAGCACUUUCCGCACAUGAAACACGACGAUCUUUCAAACGAAGAGCGACAAGCCAGGGAUGCUGAGCUUCAAUCAGAUCCUCCUGCGGAUCUUGAACGUUCUGCGGAACACUUGAUCAUCUCGGGAGGUGGUGGGGCUUUCUUGCAUCCAACGCACAUACCCAGCUCGAAUUUGGCGUCCAAUGGUGGGAAUUACAAGCAGAAAUUGUGCUACCCACCAGCGCACGUCUCCAGGCGCUAUGCGGUGCUGAAUGUGUUCGGCUUUCGUCGCCUGAACUGGCGCUUCGAUGCUAUUGGUGGAGUUGGGUACUUUGCACUUGUGUUCUCCAUGUUUCCUCGCUGCUCAGUCACGUCCAUCUAUGCGCAAGCGACGCGUUGGGACGCAGCAGCGCAGUUUUACCUGGAACUCGUGCACUUGCUGUACGACAUGGUGACGACUUCGUAUGUGUCGCUGACAUGCUCUAUUGUUAUGCUCGUGGGGACGAUCGGGUUUGCGGACUGCACGACACUGCCGAAGAGAUGUGCGUUGGGUUUGGCCGUGGCGUUCUUUCACUACGUAGCUGCCUUCACGAUUCUGCUGGUCUACGAGUGUCUUCUUGAAGUGGCUUCAGUUCGUGGCGCUCUUGGUCGUGAUGGUGAGCACACGCUCUACCUCUUUUUCAGCAGCACGCUACCUGACCUUUCUGGAGUCCGAAAGUACGAUAUCUUCGGUUUAUCCUCGCUGUACGGGGACUUCAUGCGUCUCUGCAUGACCCUCUUUGACGUACCGGAGGUGGUGGCGCUGCAUCGCAACAAGAUUUGUACGUCAGGGUUUGAAAGCCUCGGACGCACGGAGCUGUGGGCCUACUACGCCAGCGUGUUCCCGUACUUCUGGGUGUUGGCUACUCCCGUCGUCAGCUUCGUCUUCGGCACGUACCUGUACCUGUCACUCAAUAUCUUGGGAUGCCACUACAAUGAAGCCUUCUCUUCACUACGCAUCGCAAGCUACAAGAACUUCCUCCGACUCCAUUUCGACAAGGAAGGUCGACUGGAAAUAUUCGCGUUUGGGGUGGACAAGAUGCCGCGUCGAUGGUGCAGGGACCCCAAAUGGAGCGGAGGCAACGGACCGCGGGCGUCGCUGGAACGUAACUUGCCGUCGUUCAAAUGGACGCGUCCGAGCUACUGGAAGCCGCUGGUGACCAAGGUGGACAACAUGCUGCGUUUGGACUUCGAGAACCCGUCGCUUGACGCCAAAUUCAACACGACGGACCGCUCCAACGUGCAUCUCAUUGACCGUGUGCUGAUCCGCAAGCCAACGUCCUAG